AUGCAAAGAUGGGCCAUCAUAUUAGGUGGAUAUCAGUAUGAUAUCGAGUAUGUACAUACAUCAAAGAAUGGAGCGGACGCCCUGUUGCGGUUACCACCGCACAGACCGGCCAGUCAGUCACAACAGCAGGAAGAAGUAACAUAUUUAAAUUUAGUACAGGAUUUCAUACCAAUUACCAGUCAAGAGGUGAGGAAAGCAACAGAAAAGGAUACAGUUUUAAGACAAGUUUUAACAAAUAUUAAGGCUGGUUGGUCAUUAUAUUGUCAACAGGAUGAAUUGAAAUCGUUUUUUGCGCGUAGGCAGGAGCUGUAUGUAGAAGGCGGUUGCAUCAUGUGGGGCUAUCGUAUGAUUAUUCCACAAACAUUGAGAUCAACUAUAUUGAAGGAACUGCACAGCAGCCAUCAGGUAGUCAAAAUGAAAAGUGAGGCGCGAAGCUUCGUCUGGUGGCCGCAUAUUGACCGGGAUAUAGAAGUCAGUCAAUUGUGUAUGAUUUGUGCAGCAGAGGGCUCAGCACCUCCACGAGUAACAUCUCAGCCUUGGCCAUACUGUUCGGAGCCUUGGUCUAGACUCCAUAUGGACUUUUUGGGCCCCUAUGAAGGCAAAACCUUUUUUGUUCUGAUUGACUCCACAACGAAAUGGAUCGAAGCUUUUUUGAUGGCUAGGACAACGGCAUCCGCAGUUAUCAAGGUAUUGCGAGAGACUUUUGCCAGGUUUGGAUUGCUAAAAGAAGUCGUCUCUGAUAACGGCCCGCCGUUCGCAAGUCAAGAGAUGGAUUAUUUCAUGAAAUUAAAUGGAAUACUACAUACCUUUACAGCACCAUACCAUCCAGCAUCGAAUGGAGCCGCGGAAGGGGUAGUCAAAUUAUGUAAGAAAACUAUUAAAAAGGCGAUCAGAGAAAAGAAAGACGUAGAGGAAACGUUGCAAGCUCCAGAUUUUCAUGAGCAAUUGUGUCGUAUACGUGUCCCUAAAAGUAAUAAUCUUCGCCCACGAAAAAAUAAACUUUUCGUGGUCCCGUUACCUGAGCAAUGGCACCUAUAA
Messenger RNA from Leptidea sinapis, 1038 nucleotides. RefSeq lists its product as uncharacterized. Gene Ontology annotation, biological process: DNA integration. Lineage: Eukaryota; Metazoa; Arthropoda; Insecta; Lepidoptera; Pieridae. The transcript has a single exon. The record is from RefSeq and is a predicted model, not a curated record. Gene Ontology annotation, molecular function: nucleic acid binding. The coding region runs from base 1 to 1038 and encodes 345 amino acids.